AAACCAAAAACACUUCGGAGCCCUCAAAUUUCCCCCUUCAUCUUUCAAGCUAAGCAACCACCGCCGCGAUGGCCCUGACUAAUAUGCUUCGCCGCCUAAUCUUCUCCCGGGCCUUCUCUUCCCACGACGGUCCAAGCCGAUGGACGACGCCCGGUCACCAGGAGCGUCCCAAUGGUUACCUCUUCAACAGGAUCCCACCACCUCCGGGCCAAUCCCGUAAAUGGGAAGAUUGGGAGCUGCCUUGCUACGUCACAAGUUUCCUCACCAUCGUCAUCCUUGGUGUUGGACUGAACGCCAAGCCUGAUCUCACUAUCGAGACUUGGGCUCAUCAAAAAGCCCUCGAAAAACUCGCCGCCGAGUCGUCCUCUUCUUCGACUGACUGAGAUAAUUUGAGGGCGAACUUCAAUCGAGAUCUGUUGGGUACGGAUCUUUGCGAACUCUUCGUUUUCUGUUGAUAGGAUGUGUAGUUCUAAUAAAAAAUCUAGCCUUUUUUUAAGAUUGAACGGUUUGUAGUUGCUGAAAUUUCAUGAUCUUUUAAUUGGAUUUACGUUUUUGAUGAUGAUGAAGUCAUUGCCUUA
Molecule: messenger RNA, 578 nt
Organism: Hibiscus syriacus
Lineage: Eukaryota; Viridiplantae; Streptophyta; Magnoliopsida; Malvales; Malvaceae
Exons: 1
Coding region: 69-383 (104 amino acids)
Source: RefSeq, a predicted model, not a curated record